Messenger RNA from Anopheles stephensi (Asian malaria mosquito), 2571 nucleotides. RefSeq names its product delta-like protein C (gene C901). The transcript has 5 exons. Gene Ontology annotation, cellular component: membrane; extracellular region; cell surface. NCBI's taxonomy places the organism in Eukaryota, Metazoa, Arthropoda, Insecta, Diptera, Culicidae. Gene Ontology annotation, molecular function: signaling receptor binding; calcium ion binding. The record is from RefSeq and is a predicted model, not a curated record. Bases 1287 to 2426 code for a protein of 379 amino acids. Gene Ontology annotation, biological process: cell communication; anatomical structure development.
GCGUUUAUGGUGUGGAGUUGUGGUGUUGCAGCCGAACAAUUGAAAUGGUCGUUACGUUUCGCAGGGGUGUACAAUCGGUACAUUUUAUGAUUUAAAACCGUUUAUUGAAAAACAUAAAAAAAAUUGUAUUAUUACGCUAAAGGAGUAAAUAUUAAGUUUAGAAAAAAAUUGUAAACAAACCAAAAAUAACGAUUUAAGGUUCAGCGUGGUUGUACUUUAAGGAAACAUAAUUAUUCAAAAAAUAAACUCAAAGUAUCAUAAGUUAUGAGCCCAUGCCAAUUAAAAUUCAGCAUUUUUUGUUUGCAUAACUCAACUCAAAAUCAAUUUAAAAAAAAAGUUGGAUUACAAGAGACAUCGACAUUCGUCCAAGAAGUCGCAGUCUAUUCUAAACACAUUGUGAGAUUGAAAUAGUGGAACCAGACAUCCCACUCCAUUCUAGUCCAUGUUUUGCAAUUGUCUUUCUAGAUAUUGUGUGUUUUGUGUCUGCAAAUAUCACCAUUGUUCAAAUUGAAACCUUACCCAGCAAGUAUCGGUUUUGCAUUGAAGACUCAUUGAAGCUUUCAUGAUCGGGCGGUAAACGAUCUACGUGUUUAGCAUGCUAAUUCGUACGGAAUUACCACACAAAUACAGUGGUUGUAAACUUUCAUAAAGACUUUCCAUAGACGAAAUAUAAAACUAAUUUCAACCGUGGUACAUUUGUUGGAAACUGAACUGAAUUUGCAAAAUAAUCAUCAAGAAUGUCUUGGGAUUCAAAAUCAAAGAUUUUUCCCCGACUGAAGUCAGCAUUUAAACUUGAUUCCACAAUGGAGGUCGGAGUUGAUCAGCUCUGCCCAAAAGACUGCCCCAGUCGACGCAUCACGAUGUGCGCAGGUGAAAGCACGCGGCAAGAAAGCAAAAGCAAACUAACACCCGAACACAGAAGAAGUUGCGUACACCAAUAGCUGCUGCUUCUGCUGCAGCCGAUUCCCGUCAGGCCAGCAGCGAGACUAUGAAUGCUGUACUAUCCCCAUCGGCACACGGUUCCCUUGGUACCACGCGAAGCACGACUCGUCAGUCUCCGCGCAAGCCGCGAUCGGAGUGGAUCAGAGUCAGUCUCUUCCUGUAACGUUCUAUUGCACGUUCCUCCCCCUGUUCGGUUUGGGGCCGUGGCCGUGUGUGUGCCGUUUUUUUUUUUUUGCUUUCUUUCUCCACCAUCUAUUCACGGUUAAGGUUAACGUUCGCUUAACACCGUUUUCGGAAGCUGCGCCCUGAGAGUGAUCCCCGUCACGGCGACAAACGGCGUGAUCAUGAGUCACAAUCAUUACUAUAGGAUCAUCGUGGUCGGAGCGCUACUCCAGCUGACCACCCUCACCGCGCCCACCGCUGCUGUCCGUUACGUGCCAAAGUGGAAGAAGCAGGCCUGUGAACUGCCAACACCGCAAAACGAAUACUCGCACUACGUGUGUGACGACAACGGUGACGUAAAGUGUCUGCCUGGUUGGGCCGGCGAUCUGUGCGACGUGCCGAUCUGUAAGAAAGGAUGUGAUCCUCUCCAGGGUUACUGCAAGCGACCGGGCGAAUGUCGCUGCAAGUUAGGCUUUUACGGUGAAAACUGUAACCGGUGCAUUCCGCUGCCCGGAUGUCAGCACGGUGGCUGCCAGGUUUCGUUCGAGUGCGUCUGCCAUAAGGGAUGGGACGGUAUCUUCUGCUCGGAACCGAUCUGCCGUUCCGAUUGCCAUCCAUCGCGCGGAUACUGUGAGGCUCCGGGUGAGUGCCGUUGUCGGCUGGGAUGGGCCGGUCCAACCUGUCGCGAUUGUCAGGUACUGCCAGGAUGUAUGCACGGAACGUGCACCAAGCCGCUGGAAUGCAAAUGUCUUCCAGGAUGGACGGGAAUACUGUGCCAGACGCCGAUUUGUGCUUCCAACUGUAGCCGAGAGCAUGGAUACUGUAGGCGCCCGGGUGAGUGUCGCUGCAAGGUUGGCUGGAUGGGACAGGACUGUGGCAAAUGCCACCCGUAUCCCGGUUGCGUUAAUGGGGACUGUCGCCGACCGUGGGAAUGUAACUGUAAGCCUGGCUGGGGUGGAAUGCUGUGUGAUGAAGAGCUUAACUAUUGCGAAAAGAAUCCAGAUACCUGCCAGAACGGUGGCAAGUGUAAGUCUUUGAUCAAGGAUGAUGGAUCCUACCGCUGCGAAUGUCCUACCGGAUACAAGGGACGUAACUGCGAUAUCCUGCCCAUGUCCAUGAUGACUUCGACCAGCAGCAGCACCACGGAAGCUUCCACAUCUACAACGACCGAGGUGUCCAGCAGUGACACCUCCUCGGAACUGUCCACUACUACGAUCGGUAUGGAAAGUCUCGAAACGUACCGCAACUCAUCACAAUUGACGACCGGCGAGGAUUACCUAAACGAUGAGUACAGCUCGGAAGAUCUGGAUAACGAAGCCUAGCAAGGGCUACGUACUGAAACGUGCACCGCAGCUGCACUUUUAAUUCAUAUUAUUUAUUUCAUUUACUUUACCUAACUUAUUGAGUUGCUACCACACAACGAGAAACAUAGUGAGCGCAAAGAAAAUCACUUUUUAAACCUUUAAA